UGUGCUUUCAAACUAGAUUAGAAAAGCUUCUCAUAGCAAACUAGGGAAUCGAAGCGGUGAUUUUACAUAGCUGUCAUGAAAUAUUUGGAACGCUGCUGCUGAUAGUUCAAGACUUUGCAGCAUACUUAGAAUGCAAGCUUUCUGGGCCAGAAAUUGAUCUGCCGACUUUGGAGCCUUAUCUGAUUACUGCUUGGUUCAUCUUUAUUUGUUAAACUCCUCUGUAGGCUGAAGGGGGGAGACUUUCCUGUGUUUGCAGAGCUUGACCAAGCAGGAAUUCUGGCAGCUGGUGCAGCAGAACUAUGGCCCGGAGCUAGGCUUCAGUGCUGGAGAAAUGGAAAAGCUGUCACUGUUGAUCGAGGAGAAUGCGCAGCCAAGAAGUCCAGGAAGAAGCAGCUUGGAUGACUCUGGGGAGAGAGAUGAAAAAUUAUCCAAGUCAAUCAGUUUUACCCGUGAAUCAGUGAGCCGGGGGUCAGAAACCGAGUCAUUCAGUGGAAAUACACCAAAAGAGGGGUUAGGAAAAGAGGAGCCCCAUAGUGAGAAUCUGAUCAAGCAGAGUCCUUUACUAACUUCAGAAAAGAGGUUAAGUAGAGUGCCAUCAAAAUUGCUGAACUUGAAUACGAAUGAGUAUCUUUCCCUGGACAAAAGCAGCAGUUCAGAUUCUGUUGGUGAAGAAAAUAUUCCUGAGAAAGAUCUUCAUGGAAGACUUUAUAUCAACCGUGUUUUUCAUAUCAGCGCUGAGAGAAUGUUUGAAUUGCUCUUCACCAGUUCAUGCUUUAUGCAGAGAUUUGCCAGUUCUAGAAAUAUAUUAGAUGUAGUUUCUACUCCCUGGAAUGUAGAGCCUGGAGGUGAUCAGCUGAGAACCAUGACCUACACUAUCGUCCUUAAUAAUCCACUGACUGGAAAAUGCACUGCUGCCACUGAAAAGCAGACACUGUAUAAAGAAAGUCGGGAGGCACAGUUUUAUUUGGUAGAUUCAGAAGUACUGACACAUGAUGUCCCCUACCAUGAUUACUUCUAUACCUUGAACAGAUACUGUAUCAUCCGAUCUUCAAAACAGAAAUGCAGGCUAAGAGUUUCCACAGAUUUGAAAUACAGAAAACAGCCAUGGGGCCUUGUCAAAUCUUUAAUUGAGAAGAAUUCGUGGAGUUCAUUGGAGGAUUAUUUCAAACAGCUUGAAUCACAUUUGUUAAUGGAAGAAUCUAUGUUAAACCAGUCCAUUGAAGACUCUGGAAAACUUAGCGGCCUACGAAGGAGAAGGAGAACAUUCAACGUAACAGCAGAAGUAGCUCCUAAACUUUCUUCUCAGCGGUCUUCUGGAGAUGUGGGCUUAGAUGUCAAAGGGGAUAUUACAGAAAAGAAAAAAGAAAUGGAAAGCUAUAACACCACUCUUAUUGUGGUGAUGAGUAUUUCUUUGCUGUUGCUAGUUUUGUUGAAUGUGACACUGUUUAUGAAGUUGUCCAAGAUAGAAUAUGCUGCUCAGUCGUUUUACCGUCUCCACCUCCAAGAAGAGAAAUCUCUAAAUUUAGCCUCUGACAUGGUGUCAAGAGCAGAAAAUCCUCAAAAGAACAAAGAUCAGGCUCAUCGCUUAAAGGGAGUGCUCCGAGACUCCAUAGUGAUGCUCAAACAGCUGAAGAGCUCACUUGUUAUGCUCCAGAGAACCUUUGAUCUACUGAGUAAGAACAAGACUGGUAGCGCUGCCCAAAGCUAGUGAUCUUAAGGACUGCAAUAGAGACACUUGGAACUAAAAGAAGACAUCUAGAAGAAAACCAAACAAUGAAGGAUUUUAAUUGUCAUAGGAACAUUUCCAUGUUUUCUCAUUUUUGGUUUUUCUAAUAUGAACUUUUUUUCAAUAAUAUUUAUUUGAUAAUUUGUCCUAGCUGGCCUCAAGGAUCCUUCCUUUCACUUCUUAAACAUAAUUCUAAGCUGUGAAGUUCUCCAGUGAACCAUGAAAUAUAUUAUGGAGUUGAAUUUCUCAGGUAUGAGAAGAAAAUGCACUCUGAAUUGAAUGGUAUAGCCUCAUUUUUCUGUGAGGUUUGAGGUUUGGAUGCUUUAUCUGUUAGUGCAGAAUCAGUACUUAUCCAUAGAAUGCUUUUACAGUUGAGACAUGUUCAAGAGGCUAAAGAGGACAGACAAUGU
Messenger RNA from Trichechus manatus latirostris (Florida manatee), 2136 nucleotides. It is a transcript of the gene GRAMD1C, whose product is annotated as GRAM domain containing 1C. Lineage: Eukaryota; Metazoa; Chordata; Mammalia; Sirenia; Trichechidae. Bases 332 to 1708 code for a protein of 458 amino acids. Gene Ontology annotation, biological process: intracellular sterol transport. Gene Ontology annotation, molecular function: cholesterol transfer activity; cholesterol binding. The transcript has 15 exons. The record is from RefSeq and is a predicted model, not a curated record. Gene Ontology annotation, cellular component: plasma membrane; endoplasmic reticulum membrane; endoplasmic reticulum-plasma membrane contact site.